AUGUUCAGGAGCGCCCUUCAAAAAUCCGCCGUCCGGGCCUCGAGGAGCGCCUUCAAACCAGCAAUCUCUACUGGACUAAGAGUUGCAGGUGCUCGAUUUGCGAGCGACGCUGCCCUCCAUGGCAAGAUCCAUCAGGUCAUUGGUGCCGUUGUGGAUGUAAAAUUCGAUACCGACAAGCUCCCUCCUAUUCUCAACGCUCUCGAGACAGACAAUGGUGGCCAAAGACUGGUUCUCGAGGUUGCACAACAUCUUGGUGAGAAUGUCGUCCGGACAAUUGCUAUGGAUGGUACCGAAGGUCUCGUCCGUGGUCACCGGGCAACCGAUACUGGAAACCCAAUCAUGGUGCCAGUCGGCCCAGGAACGCUUGGUCGUAUUAUGAACGUUACUGGUGAUCCAAUUGAUGAGCGUGGCCCCAUCAAGUAUACCAAGAGACUACCGAUUCACGCCGAUGCUCCCCCCUUCACCGAGCAAUCCACAGCUGCCGAGGUCUUGGUUACCGGUAUCAAGGUCGUCGACUUGCUCGCCCCCUACGCUCGUGGUGGAAAGAUUGGUCUCUUCGGAGGAGCUGGUGUCGGAAAGACUGUGUUCAUUCAAGAGUUGAUCAACAACAUUGCGAAGGCUCACGGUGGUUACUCCGUCUUCACUGGUGUCGGAGAGCGUACUCGUGAGGGUAACGAUCUGUACCAUGAAAUGCAGGAGACUUCAGUUAUUCAACUGGAUGGUGACUCCAAGGUCGCGUUGGUCUUCGGUCAGAUGAACGAGCCCCCAGGAGCCCGUGCCCGUGUUGCUCUCACUGGCUUGACCGUUGCUGAGUACUUCCGUGACGAGGAAGGUCAAGAUGUGUUGCUCUUCAUCGACAACAUUUUCCGUUUCACCCAAGCCGGUUCCGAAGUGUCUGCUCUUCUUGGUCGUAUCCCAUCUGCCGUCGGUUAUCAACCAACUCUCGCCGUCGACAUGGGUCUCAUGCAAGAGCGUAUUACAACCACCAACAAGGGCUCCAUUACCUCCGUCCAGGCCGUCUAUGUCCCCGCUGAUGAUUUGACUGAUCCCGCCCCUGCCACCACCUUCGCCCAUUUGGACGCCACAACUGUGCUUUCCCGUGGUAUCUCUGAGUUGGGUAUCUACCCUGCUGUCGACCCUCUGGAUUCCAAGUCUCGUAUGUUGGAUCCCCGUAUCAUCGGACAAGAGCAUUACGACACCGCCUCCAAGGUCCAGCAAAUGUUACAAGAGUACAAGUCUCUCCAGGACAUUAUUGCCAUUCUGGGUAUGGAUGAAUUGUCAGAAGCUGAUAAGUUAACCGUCGAGCGUGCCCGAAAGAUCCAAAGAUUCUUGUCUCAACCUUUCGCAGUUGCCGAAGUUUUCACUGGUAUUCCCGGUGUCCUUGUUGACCUGAAGGAUACCAUCCGGUCUUUCCAGGCUAUUAUGCAAGGAAAUGGUGAUGAUCUACCUGAGGCUUCGUUUUACAUGGUUGGAGAUAUAGAUGCUGCUCGUGCCAAGGGAGAGAAGAUUCUGGCUGAUUUGGAGAAGAACGAGUAA
Molecule: messenger RNA, 1536 nt
Organism: Venustampulla echinocandica
Lineage: Eukaryota; Fungi; Ascomycota; Leotiomycetes; Helotiales; Pleuroascaceae
Product: ATP synthase subunit beta
Exons: 9
Coding region: 1-1536 (511 amino acids)
Biological process (GO): proton transmembrane transport; proton motive force-driven mitochondrial ATP synthesis
Molecular function (GO): ATP hydrolysis activity; proton-transporting ATP synthase activity, rotational mechanism; ATP binding
Source: RefSeq, a predicted model, not a curated record